Verticillium dahliae VdLs.17 is the source of this 1833-nucleotide messenger RNA. RefSeq lists its product as uncharacterized. Gene Ontology annotation, molecular function: ferric-chelate reductase activity. The record is from RefSeq and is a predicted model, not a curated record. NCBI's taxonomy places the organism in Eukaryota, Fungi, Ascomycota, Sordariomycetes, Glomerellales, Plectosphaerellaceae. Gene Ontology annotation, biological process: intracellular iron ion homeostasis; copper ion import; iron ion transport. The transcript has 4 exons. Bases 1 to 1833 code for a protein of 610 amino acids. Gene Ontology annotation, cellular component: plasma membrane.
AUGGCAGGCCACGGAGCGGCCAGUGGCCCGUCCCAACUACCUGAACUGUUUGCGGCUCGCUUGGCUCUAAACAAACUUGCCGUCACUUACUUUGCCGCCGCUUUGGUGUCCCUCAUGGCUAUAUUCAUCGGCUUUCACUUCACUCGCGUAUUGGCUCACAAGUCGGGUCUUGCGCCUCGGCUCUCUAUCCUCGCCACCCCCUUUCUUAUCGCCUCAAGAAUCCUCCGAAGAAGGCUCCUCGCCAAAGCUCCAUUCUUACCUUCCGUCGGCCAUGCUGGACUUGCCUUGAUCUAUGUGGCACUCAAUAUUGUCCUGACAUUUAAACCCCUGAUGAAUCACCCUGCCUUGGCACUCCUAUCCAAUAUUGCCUCGCGGACGGGAUGGCUUGCACUCGCCAACAUUUGCCUUGCUGUCUUUCUCGGUCUCAAGAAUACGCCUCUAGGGUAUCUGACGACCUGGUCCUACGAAAGACUGAAUGUCAUUCAUCAGAUUGUAGGUUACACCGCCAUGGCUAUGACAGCUGUGCAUGGCAUCGCCUACUCGGUCUACUUUAUUCAGCGAGGAAACAUGGCGCGACUCCGGGUCCAAGAGGAGAUUUAUGGCAUAGUCGCAGGCUUCACCAUGCUGACACUUGUCAUCGUUGGCUUCACUAUUCGACGGUGGUACUACGAGCUGUUCUACCUCGUGCAUGUCUCCUUCUUUGUCGUCACCAUGGUUUUUAUUGGUCUUCACCAGCCUGAGACGCACAAACAUAUUCUCAUCGCCACAGGCGUCGGCGCCGGCAUGUGGGCGCUCGACCGUCUUCUCCGCAUUCUCAGGGUCAGUCUUUACAGUUUCAACAACCAGGCCACCAUACAUCCGCUGCCGCACGGAGGCACCCGCAUUGUGCUACGGAAGCCUCCUAUUGGUGCGAGGUCUGGCGAGCACUGCUUCCUGUGGGUUCCCAGCAUCAGGUCAAUCGAGAUGCACCCAUUCACGAUUGCGGCGGCAGACCCCCUGGAGUUUGUCGUGGCUUCCUAUGACGGCUUCACCCGUGACCUUCACAAGUACGCCAUCCAAAACCCGGGUGCCAGUCUCAGGGCCUCUGUUGAAGGAUCCUACGGCACUUUUCCCGACCCUACUUCCUAUGACAAAGUGGUCUUGAUAGCAGGUGGGAGCGGGGCAAGCUUCACCGUCGGCAUGGCACUCAAUAUGAUCAAGCACGCCAACGCUGGCUCUCGACAGAGCGUUGUGUUCAUCUGGAUGGUACAAGACAAUGCGCAUCUGGAAUGGUUCUCUGACCAUCUUGCCACGAUACGCCAGAGUCUCAACUCAUCCAUCUCCUUGUACGUGACCAGAUCAUCAAGGCACGAGACAGGGGCUGUCAAUGACAAUGCCCUUGCAUCCGCCGCAACCGUGUACCGCAACCGUGCAGCGACAUUUUCGUCCUCGGACAGCUCCCCUGACACCCCUGUCGACGACGAGAAGAGGCUUGCCGAGGACAGGCCGGGCCGCAUCUUGACACGUCACAUCUCCGACCCCGAAAAGUCGGAGCACGACUUGGAGCUGGAAUCGCCCACGUCCCCUUGCGACACAUCCGCUGCCGGCGUACCUCGAUCACACCAGCAGUCUACCGGCAAGUUACACAUCCACGGAAUUCCCAUUACAUACGCGCGGCCUGACGUCUCGGCUUUGAUCAAGCAUGCCAUUGCGCAGACGCCUAGCAGCCAACGGGUGCUGGUUAUGGGCUGCGGCCCGGAGGGGCUGAUGACGCAGGUGCGCAAUACAACAGCCGAGUCAGUCAGGAGAAAGGGUCCUGCGGUAGAGCUUCACUGCGAGCAAUUUGGAUGGUGA